AUUAGUAAUUUACUUCUUAAGCAAUACCACACUACUAUAAACUCUGAAGGAAAUCCAUUACCCAAAAAAUAAAACCAUUAGACUGAAAGCCAAAGCUCUCUCAGAUCCAUCAGAGCAAACUAAAAAUUAAAAUUCUCGUUGUUGCAGAGACUGAAGAACACACACAAAAAAAAAUCAAAACCCAGCGAUUCGGAUCCGUUGAAAAUGGAGGUUCCGCAAGUUGGAUCCGAGAGGGACAAACCCAACCCGUCCUCUUCUCCUACCCCAAUCGUCGCCAAUUUCUGGAAAGGUUUUGAUUUAGAGAAGGUAAAGGUUAUUUUGGAUGAACAAGGGCUAAGGAUAGCUGAUAAUCAGGAGAACAGCCAGAAAAAUCGACGGAAGCUUGCAGAAAGCACUAGAGAUUUCAAGAAAGCUUCAGCAGAAGAAAAGUUAAGUUUGUUUAACUCUUUACUUAAGGGAUACCAAGAAGAAGUUAACAAUCUCACCAUGAGAGCAAAGUUUGGAGAAAAUGCUUUUCUUGAAAUUUAUCAAAAACUUUAUGAGGCUCCAGAUCCUUAUCCAGCUCUUGCUUCAAUUGCUGACCAAGAUAUAAAACUGUCUGAACUAGAAUCUGAGAAUCGGAAAAUGAAAGUUGAGCUUGAGGAAUUCCGGACAGAGGCUACCCACUUAAAGAAUCAGCAGGCAACAAUACGAAGACUUGAAGAGCGCAACCGCCAGUUAGAGCAACAGAUGGAAGAAAAAGUAAAAGAAACUGUGGAGAUGAAACAACGUAGCUUGGCAGAAGAGAACCAGAAGACUUUGGAAGUUUUAAAAGAAAGGGAACAAUCGCUGCAAGAUCAAUUACGACAAGCUAAAGAAAGUGUUUCCACUAUGCAGAAAUUACAUGAACUUGCACAAAGCCAGUUAUUUGAACUCCGUGCACAAUCAGAUGAAGACACUGCAGCAAAGCAAUCAGAGCUCAGUCUAUUGAUGGAUGAAGUUGAACGGGCUCAAACACGGCUUCUUAGUCUUGAGAGGGAGAAGGGACUUCUUCGUUCUCAAUUACAGACUGCAAAUGAAGAUGCUGGAAAUAAGAAGAGUGAUAAUUUAGAUUCAAAUAGCAUCCUUGAGAAUUCUUUGAAUGCUAAAGAGAAAAUAAUCUCUGAACUGAACCGGGAGCUUCACAAUAUUGAAACAACCUUAUCAAAUGAGCAAGAAGAACACAUGAAAGACAUUAAGAAAUUGAAAGUGCUGCUCAAUGAAAAGGAAGUUGCUAUUGAAGAGAUGAAGAAAGAGCUUCAGGCAAGGCCAACAGAAAAAACGGUUGAUGAAUUGCGUAAACAAUUGAAACUUAUGCAGGUACUGAUUUAUAAUUCAAUUGAGGCUGAAGAUUGGGACGCAGCUACAGGUGGGGAAGAGAUGAGCAAAAUGGAGCAUCUUCUUCUUGACAAGAACCGGAAAAUGGAACAUGAGCUCACACAGUUGAAGGUCAAACUAAAUGAGAAAACAGCUUUGCUGGAAGCAGCUGAAAGCAAGACAGAAGAACUUAAAGCUAAGGUCAAUGAACAGCAAAAGUUGAUACAAAAGUUAGAAGAUGACAUAUUGAAGGGUUAUAGUUCCAAAGAUAGAAGAGGCAAUCUGUUUGAUGACUGGGAUCUUUCAGAGGCCAGGGGUUCUGAGCUCUCUGAGAAUGCAGAUCAAAAACAUAUUUCCUCAGAUCAAGAUCAGAGUUCAAUGCUUAAGGUGAUUUGUAAUCAGCGGGAUCGAUUUAGGGCACGUUUGGGAGAGACAGAAGAGGAAAUACGGCAUUUGAAGGAGAAGAUUGGGCUACUGACAGUAGAGCUAGAAAAGACGAAAGCUGAUAAUGUCAAACUCUAUGGAAAGAUUCGUUAUGUCCAGGAUUACAACCAUGAAAGAGUAGUCUCUAGAGGAUCAAAGAAGCAAGCCGAAGAUCUUGAAAGUGGUUUUGCCUCAGAUGUUGAAUCUAAGUACAAGAAGAUAUAUGAGGAUGAUAUAAAUCCAUUUGCAGCAUUCUCAAAAAAGGAAAGGGAUCAAAGGUACAAGGAGUUGGGUUUCAGGGAUAGAAUCACACUUAGCAGCGGACGUUUUCUUCUUGGCAAUAAGUAUGCUCGAACUUUUGCAUUUUUCUACACCAUUGGGUUGCAUAUCCUGGUGUUCACCUGUCUCUACCGCAUGUCAGCUUUGAGUUAUCUUAGAAAUGGCCCUGAGGAAUCUCUUACUGGAGAUAAAAUUUUGAACCUUCCACAUGCGAUGUAGUGUCACACCAACACCUGUUCUCCACUGAUAUCACUUAUGUGAGAAGAGAAGAUACAGGAAAGAGAUGUCUUAUACCAUGUAUAUAUAACAAAAUCUGGUGCAAAGUUUACUUGCCAAUUUGAUGGUGCAACAAAUAUUGUAAAUUCUUUUAUUCUUGCCUUGAAAUUUGGCCCUUGUAUCAAUGAUGUAUUAAUACGAGCAAAAUCAUAGAAAAUAAUCUGGGCAAUUGAAAAUUUUACAGAUACUUAUUGACUUUUAUCAAAUGCAUGAUGAUAUAAAGCCAACUUAUUGGCAUUUCCA
Molecule: messenger RNA, 2556 nt
Organism: Quercus robur (English oak)
Lineage: Eukaryota; Viridiplantae; Streptophyta; Magnoliopsida; Fagales; Fagaceae
Product: protein CASP
Exons: 19
Coding region: 205-2256 (683 amino acids)
Biological process (GO): intra-Golgi vesicle-mediated transport
Cellular component (GO): Golgi membrane
Source: RefSeq, a predicted model, not a curated record